Messenger RNA from Cryptomeria japonica (Japanese cedar), 1339 nucleotides. RefSeq names its product GDSL esterase/lipase At4g10955-like. The record is from RefSeq and is a predicted model, not a curated record. The transcript has 2 exons. The coding region runs from base 107 to 1237 and encodes 376 amino acids. Gene Ontology annotation, biological process: lipid metabolic process. Lineage: Eukaryota; Viridiplantae; Streptophyta; Pinopsida; Cupressales; Cupressaceae.
GGAAUCCAUGUUUUGUAGAUAGAGGCUUUUGUUGCCUAUUAAAGUUAUACGUCAGAGGGACGAAGAUAAUACAAUUGGUCUCAGCUUUGUGAGUAUCAGAAUUGCAAUGGCUAAUAACAAUGGCAUAGAUGUAACAGAGCUUUUACACCUCGCACUUCCAAACUGGGAAGAUCCAAUACACAGAAGAUGUAUUGCUGCGGGCCUGGUGAAUAUUGUGUACGUGCUUGAAACCAACCCAAAUCAGGCUAAGGAAUUGUGUUGCUUGCUUCAAUUUGAAGUGAAGGAAACUGCAAUCGACGAGCAUGACAAAUCUGUAUAUGGGGCUGUUUUUGAGUGGCAUGGAAAAGAAAAAGCAGGUCCAGGUGGACCUCCCUCAGAAGUGGUUGCAUUUAGAGGUACGCUUCUUCGACCCAGAAAUAUUUUAGAAGACUUGAUCCUGGAUUUCAAGGUAGCCAUUGCACACUUCAAUUCCAUAGAAAGGAUUGAUAAGGGCUUACCCUUCCUAAGAAAUAGUCUUCAUAGGAAUGGAUGCCAGAAUAUUUGGAUAACAGGGCAUUCAUUGGGUGCUGCCAUUGCACUGGCUGCAGCAAGAAAAUUGGAGCAGAAAGAACGUCGUGAACUUGAAGCACAUCUUUUCAAUCCUCCAUUUUUAUCUCCUACAUUUCCUCAAUUGAAAGUGUUUGAGAGGAUUGCGAAGAUUUUAGUUGGCACACGUAAAUGUGCCCCUUCCUUUCAGUGCAGUCAAUCGCAGGAAAUUUGCAAACAUAUUCAAGGCCCUUCCGAGGCUUUGGCAUUUCAGAUGGGUUUGAAAGAUGAGAGCAAACUACUUGAGUUGUAUGGUGAUUUCCUUCAUUAUAGUGAUUGGAUUCCCAAUUUAUAUGUGAAUGAAAAGGAUCUCAUUUGUGCUACUUACCUUCACUAUUUUGAGGUAUGGAAGGGUAUAUAUGAGCAGAAAAGUCAUUUGGUCCACGAAAGCAUGAAGUACUUCUUUUGUUUUGAAGUGGCUACAAAGAAAACCCCUUGGCAUAUAGUUCCAUCUGCAAAGGUAUUUAGGGUAGGUAGACAUUUUUUCAGUAAUCAUCAUGGCAUAUGUCAAUGGUGGUCUAAGAAUCUUCAAGUUAAGAGCAUUGAAUACAUCCCUCCAGAUGAAGUCACUCAUUGCAAUUUCAAUCGCUUGCAAAAGAGUGUAGUUCUCCAUAACAAAGAUGGUGAUGAUGCUAAUCAUUCGAGUUAUUAAAAUGUGGCGUACCAAUGACAACUUACUAUGUGUUUGUUUUGUAUAUGUAAAUAUUUUUGAAUAAACAAUCUCAGAGAAUAAAGUGUAUUAAUAUUUUUUUCA